AUGAAGAAACGGAGAAAGAGAUCAAUUCCAAGUGACUGUAUUUAUGAUAAACAAGAAAAUAAGCUUUACCCUCGAAAGCCUUUGUCCUCAUACCAGUUCUUCAUUGAAGACCUCAAAACUCAGCCUAUAGAAGAUGGCAAAAAAUUAACUUUAAAACAGCUUAGUCAAAUUGGAAAAAAGAGAUGGAAGGAAUUUUCUGAAGAAGAAAAGUCCUGCUUUGAAAAACAGCAUGAAAAUGAUACAAAAAGAUACAAGUCCCAGCUUGCCGAACUUGAGCGGGAUGGUUAUUUUACAUUAAGUUGUGGGGCAAAAAGCAAUGAUAGUGCAUAUAUUGAUGAUGGGGAAGAAACAAAAAAUAAUAAAAAAAGAUCAAAAACCCCAGUUGAAAAUCCAGAAAGGAAGAGAAAUGUAAAAGUCCCUUCAAAAACCGAAGAAACAAAAGAUGAAAAACCAAAAGAAAAAAUUAAAAGUGAAGAUAAUGCUGCUAGUAAAAAAGUUUUUGUGUAUUUAUGUGGAUCUUGAGGAUAUAAAAGAAAUUCAGAAAGAGUGGCAAAGUCUUUAAUAAAUAAUCUUGAUUUAAAAAGCGAUCAAGUUAUAGUGCAAAGCAGAAAAUCAAGAGAAAUUGACGUACAAGUACAAAUUGGUUCUGAGAAAAAUGACGUUUAUCACAAAAGCAGCACUUAUUUGACCCUCACAGAUCUGAUAGAAGCUGUAAAACCUUAUUUCCCUUAA
Molecule: messenger RNA, 732 nt
Organism: Blepharisma stoltei
Lineage: Eukaryota; Ciliophora; Heterotrichea; Heterotrichida; Blepharismidae
Source: the annotation of a GenBank genome assembly